ACGCGCGGACGCCCCGUAAGCCGCGGCCGCUACCAAAAGCAACUGCCGGAAGAGACCAGGAGGGGCGGCCCCAAGUGUUAAAGCACGGAAGUAGUCACCCCCAACCUCGGAAGUUCUCUCCCAUGCUCGCCUAACAGUUCCGGUGACGCUCCCGGAGUUUGUUUACGUUCUUAGCCGACCUAGCGGUUGGCUUCUCCGUCUCAGACUCCAAGAUGGGGAAGUCAUUCGCCAAUUUCAUGUGUAAAAAGGACUUUCAUCCUGCAUCCAAAUCCAACAUCAAGAAGGUAUGGAUGGCAGAACAGAAAAUAUCGUAUGAUAAAAAGAAACAAGAAGAAUUAAUGCAACAGUACCUUAAAGAGCAAGAGUCAUAUGAUAACAGAUUGCUUAUGGGAGAUGAACGUGUGAAGAAUGGCCUGAAUUUCAUGUAUGAGGCCCCACCAGGAGUUAAAAAAGAAAACAAAGAGAAAGAAGAGACGGAAGGAGAGACCGAGUACAAGUUCGAAUGGCAGAAGGGCGCUCCAAGGGAAAAAUAUGCCAAAGAUGACAUGAACAUCAGAGAUCAGCCCUUUGGUAUUCAGGUUCGAAAUGUAAGGUGUAUUAAAUGUCACAAGUGGGGCCAUGUGAACACAGAUCGAGAGUGCCCCUUGUUUGGUCUUUCUGGGAUCAAUGCAAGUUCAGUUCCUACUGAUGGCUCAGGGCCGUCGAUGCACCCCUCGGAGCUAAUAGCGGAGAUGAGAAACAGUGGGUUUGCACUGAAACGAAAUGUGCUGGGGAGAAACUUGACCGCAAAUGAUCCGUCACAGGACUAUGUCGCAAGUGACGGUGAAGAAGACCCUGAAGUUGAGUUCUUAAAGUCACUCACCACCAAACAGAAGCAGAAGCUUCUCAGGAAAUUGGAUAGACUUGAAAAGAAAAAAAAGAAAAAGAAAAGUGAUAAGAAAAAGAAGAAGUUACAGAAGAGCAAAAAUAAACACAAAAAACGUAAAAACAAAUCUCCUUCCUCUUCUUCCUCCUCCUCUUCCUCCUCUUCGUCCUCCUCUUCCUCAGAGACAUCAGAUAGCAGCAGUGAGAGUGAUAACAAAGAAAAGAAAAGAGAGAAAGAGAAGAGGAAGAAAAAGAAGAAAACCAAAUGUUCUGGAAGUAAAUCCAGUGACUGUAAGGAGGACAAGUCUAAGAACAUGCUUUAUGAAGAACUUUCUAGCAGCCAUAGUGACAGGGGAACAGCCCAGGAAAAAUUAAGGAUUCUAAAACAAGAGAGUUCUGGGGAGAAUAGCACACGGGUUCAUUCUGCUUCUGACCGGAAGUCCAGAAGCCACAGGCACAGUCCAGAGAAGAAAGGGUCUGACAGAAACGAGGGAAUCCGAAGUCGCAGCAGGGCUGAGAGCAGCAGGCGAAGCCGAAGCAGAAGCCCUUGCAGUGAGAAGCACAGGGAGGUGAGGAGCCGGCCACACCGGAGCCCUAGUGACGAGCAGAAGGGAAGAAAGGGGACCAGAAGCCGUGGUGACGAUGACCAGAGAAGAGAGCGUGGGCGCUGAGCACCCAGGAGAUAAAAGGAGCGGCAGCAGGCUCAACAGAGCUCCAGAGCAGCCACCUGGGCAUCAAGAACAUCUUUAGCAAGGGCCAACAUGCACAUUGUUACCUAAUAAAAAGACGUCAGUUCAUUUUCCAUCUCUGUAAACUGUCAUUUCAAGUCUUAAAGCACCGGUGUUAAGCACCACAAGCUUAAGUUUGCAGAUAUUUGCAAGGAAUUUAUUUAGGAUAUAGAAGUGGUUUUAUUUUGGUUUUUGUUGUUGUUGCUGUUGUUUUCUUGUUGGUAAUUGUUUCUUCUGCCUUGUACCAGAUUUAAAAUAUGUAAGUAAUUCCGUGAUUUUGUUGUUGUUUUGAAACACCAUUAAAACAGUGACAGAAUCUUGAA
Messenger RNA from Arvicanthis niloticus (Nile rat), 1915 nucleotides. It is a transcript of the gene Cirsr, whose product is annotated as corepressor of RBPJ and splicing regulator. Lineage: Eukaryota; Metazoa; Chordata; Mammalia; Rodentia; Muridae. The record is from RefSeq and is a predicted model, not a curated record. Gene Ontology annotation, molecular function: transcription corepressor activity. Gene Ontology annotation, cellular component: nucleus. Gene Ontology annotation, biological process: negative regulation of DNA-templated transcription.